CAUUAAAAAUAUGUUUUCAAAAACAUUCAAGAAAUCUCAGAAAUCUAUCUCUGCAAAGAUUGAUAAUUUCAGCAUCCUCUUAGAGCGCCAUGAUGAAGAAACCAUGUUUCCUCGGCUGGCAUUCCUCAAAACUGAGGAACACAAAUUGAAGGCAGAUCUUAAACAUGAGAUCGUCCAGAGGAAGAAGGAAAUUUACUCUUCGCUCGUCAAGUCAAUCAUGACCUCCAUGCUCCCCUCCUAUACAGAGGCUUCAAAUGUACAUGGGAAAGGAUCCCUAAAGAGAAUGCAGGACAUUCUCGAGAGUCACAUUGAGUCAUCAAAGAGCACCAUGUUCCACGAUGCUAAGGGGAAGAUGCUGACGCUCCUAACCAAGCUCAGCGAAUACAUUGUGCAGGAAAUAAGGUCUAAACUAAAAGAAGCUAUGAAGCAGUCACUCCACAAUGAGCUACCCCUCCCAGAUAUAUCUGAGCACUAUGAGAUAGUGAAGAGCGCCUAUGAAAAAAUGAUGGGUAAACCCAUCACAGAUGUUGAAGAUGAGAAAUGUCUCCUAGAAGACACCUCGGGGAAGGAAAUGACAUCUGAGCAGGUAACUACCAAAAUAAAGGUUCCACUAAGGAACAACAGGAAUGAUGAGAAGAAAAAGAAGAAAAAGAAGAAAAAGAAACAAAGGAAAAGGGCGAAGGAUGUUCUUGCAGAUGCUGUGUUUGUGGAUAAGCACAUGAGUGCACUAAUCAAGAGGGCUGCAAUGGUAAUGGCUAUAGCAGAUGACCUACUGGGAGAGGACAUGAUCCAAGAUGAAACGUAUUCGGAUAUUGAGGCAGCCGAGACCAGUGAGAAAAAAAUGAGAGUUCUGUACAAGGCUCUACGCUCAGGAGGACCAAUGAUUAAAUCAGCCUUCUACACAGCUCUCCAAACUAAUGAACCUAAUCUUGUCAAGGACUUGGCUUCCCCCUGAUGACAGACCUGGCUUGGGUUGGUCCUCAUGUGCUGGACAAUGGGCAGCAAGCAGUCUCACUGGCUGUGGGACAGCAGCGGAGUUACUAUCCUCCUAAUGCCCCUAUAGGUGUUGGGGGAUAGAACCAACUAGCUCUAUCAUCCUUUUUUUGUUGUUGUGGCUUUAUGUUUGUGGCAAACUGAAAUCUGUGCUCUUGCAAUAUGCUAUAGCCUAGUACUUUGUUUUCCUCAGAAUGUUUUGUGUGUUUUGUUUUUAUCAAACCCAUCUUUAGUGUUCUUACUGUAUGUGUGAGGGGAAAGGGACAACCCAAAACUGGUUAAGUAUGAUGUUAGUUAAAACAUUGUACAUGCAUAAAUACUUGAGGACAACAGAGGGACAAACAGGUUGAGUAGCAUAUAUGCUUGUUAAUUGAUUUAUGCAUUAUUUUAAAUAUUUGGUAUAUAAUACAAUCAUGUUAUGUGGAAAAGUUUGUCACAAUUUAUUUGACCAGAGGACAAUACCAGAGGAAACAGUGCCAUGAAGUAAUGUGCAACCCAAGAUAAAAUGUUGAUCAUGUCUGUAACAUUUUAUUUUAGAUGUGAGCUUGAUUAUACCAAUGAAUUGUGUUUAUCUCUGUUGUAGCUUAACUUCUGAUUUUAUUAUGGCGCAUGGUUUAUUUCAUCAUUCAUUCUGUUCAGUCAAAGUCAUCUCUAUAUCAUCAUUAUAUCUUCAACUCCUUUUACAUGUUAUGUUUCUGAGUUGAAUGUCACAUUGUUUCAUUCUUUCCUCAA
Messenger RNA from Salvelinus namaycush (lake trout), 1725 nucleotides. RefSeq lists its product as uncharacterized. Gene Ontology annotation, biological process: regulation of apoptotic process. The transcript is spliced from 10 exons. The record is from RefSeq and is a predicted model, not a curated record. Gene Ontology annotation, molecular function: GTPase activity. Bases 11 to 955 code for a protein of 314 amino acids. Lineage: Eukaryota; Metazoa; Chordata; Actinopteri; Salmoniformes; Salmonidae.